CAGAGAAGUCGGAGUUCAAUGUGAAACAGAUCGUAGCAAAACACUCCAAGAAAGUAAGAAAACACAAUGAGCUUCCUUCCUUUUUUCUCUGCAGAAACAUGGAUUCUAUUGAUCACCUUCAUCUGCUUAUUUGUUUGGCAUGGCAGCUCAACUUUUGGGGUGUUUGAGAAGUUGGGGAUUCCAGGUCCCAAGCCGCUGAUGUACUAUGGAACACUGACCAGACACAACUACAUUUACUUCCUUGCUGACACCGAAUGUGCUCAGAAAUAUGGGAGAGUGUUUGGCUUGUACGAGUUCAGGAAGCCCAUGCUGGUUGUAACGGACCCUGACAUGCUGAAAACCAUCCUGGUGAAGGAGUGUUUCACCUACUUCACCAACCGCAGGAACUUUUAUCUGAAUGGUGAGCUCUAUGACGCAGUGAACAUAGCUGAGGAUGACCAGUGGAGACGAAUCCGUCACGUCCUCAGUCCCUCCUUCACCUCUGGCCGUAUCAAAGAGAUGUUUAAUAUCAUGAAGAAUUAUUCCAGAAAGCUGACAGAGAGUCUGAGGUCCAAGGUGCACAAUAAUGAAGUCGUUACGAUAAGAGACCUGGCAGGAGCCUACAGCAUGGACGUGAUGGCGAGCUGUGCAUUCAGUGUGGAUUUAGACACAUUCAAGAAUCCCUCCAGUCCUUUCAUCACUCAUGCUGGAAAGCUGUUCAGAUUCCCCAUUGGGACUUACAUUUUUGCAGGCUGGUUUCCUAUUUUUCUUCCUCUCAUGAAGCUGCUGGGCAUUUCAUUUUACAACAAGUCUUCCACUGCUUUCUUUAAACGGUUUGUGGAGAGAGUCAGAGCUCAGCGCAGUGACGACUCACGCCAGAAAUCGAGAGAUAUCUUUCAGCAUAUGAUCAACUCUCAGACGGACGGCGAAAACAAGAAUGACAAGUCCAACCACGGUCUCACUGAUCACGAGAUCAUUUCCCAAGCAACAAUGAUGGUGUUUGCUGGCUACGAGACCAAUGCCAGUGCUCUGACUUUCCUGGCCUACAGUUUGGCAACUAAUCCCCAGAUCAUGAAGCGCCUGCAAAGAGAGAUUGACUCCACUUUCCCAAAUAAGGAAUCGAUUCAGUAUGAAGCUCUGAUGCAGAUGGAGUACUUGGACUGUGUUGUCAGUGAGUGUCUCAGACUCUACCCUCCAGCUCUACGUUUGGAACGGGUGGCCAAAGAAACAGUGAAGAUCAACGGAGUGACAGUCCCAAAAGGCAUGCUGGUCAUGGUCCCGGUCUACGCUCUGCACCGGGACCCCGAGCUGUGGCCGGAGCCGGAGGAGUUCAGGCCCGAGAGGUUUAGUAAGGAGAAGAAGCAACACAUCAACCCUUACUCGUAUCUGACAUUCGGGAUCGGGCCGAGGAAUUGCCUGGGGAUGAGAUUUGCCCUGGCGGCAGUCAAACUGGCCUUGGUGGAAAUCUUGCAGUCAUACAGCUUCUCUGUGUGCGAGGAAACAGAGAUUCCUCUGAAGAUGAGCAACGCACCCAUUCUGGACACCGAUAGCCCCAUCAAGCUGAAGGUGGUGAAACGUCCCGAUGGGGACAGCUGGGACGAAGACAUAAUCAGAGAGACGAAGGCCCCGGUCUUACCUGCUGACAUUCAUGACUGAAUGUUUUUUGUAUUGAGAACUCUCUUUAAAAAUAAAAUAAAAUAAAAAUCCCCUUUUAUGUUAUUUUGAUUCCAUCAUAUUUGCUGAUAAGUUAAAAAAA
Molecule: messenger RNA, 1735 nt
Organism: Salarias fasciatus (jewelled blenny)
Lineage: Eukaryota; Metazoa; Chordata; Actinopteri; Blenniiformes; Blenniidae
Product: cytochrome P450 3A30-like
Exons: 14
Coding region: 67-1635 (522 amino acids)
Molecular function (GO): heme binding; oxidoreductase activity, acting on paired donors, with incorporation or reduction of molecular oxygen; steroid hydroxylase activity
Source: RefSeq, a predicted model, not a curated record